Doryrhamphus excisus (bluestripe pipefish) is the source of this 1783-nucleotide messenger RNA. RefSeq names its product phosphoserine aminotransferase 1 (gene psat1). The record is from RefSeq and is a predicted model, not a curated record. Gene Ontology annotation, molecular function: O-phospho-L-serine:2-oxoglutarate transaminase activity; pyridoxal phosphate binding. Lineage: Eukaryota; Metazoa; Chordata; Actinopteri; Syngnathiformes; Syngnathidae. Gene Ontology annotation, biological process: L-serine biosynthetic process. Gene Ontology annotation, cellular component: cytoplasm.
CCGCUAUGAAUGAGGGGACCGCUGGGGACAUUUCAUUUCAUUCAUUUGUAAAAGAAAAAAACAGUAUACUAUAAAUACAAUCAUUCUCCAAUCUACAACGAAAAGAAGCAGAAAGAAGACGGUUCUUUUUUAAAUAUGUUCCCACACUCACAGUCCUUGUAACAGUUACAGUAUUUAAUUCACACUGUCAAUUUAAGCGACAUUCCGGAUUUAACCGAAAUAUUCGUUUGUAUUGGACAAUGCUACCCAAUUCUACCCAAGUACCAUGCAGUAGUGUAGUUACAUUGCAACCGCCUUAUUAACCGUUUAUCCGAGCUCACUUGAACGUCUCAUGCUACCCAGUAAAAUUCAAGCGACGUCCUCGGCAGAGCCCAGCAGCAACAGCAGCUCCCUCGGGACCAUCCACGUCGCAGACCAUAUUCACGCUCAUAUUUUCUACGCUUUUAGGCAACAUGGAGCAGAAAAACAACAAUCAAACCAUCAACUUCGGGGCUGGGCCUGCUAAACUCCCUCCGCCGGUGCUGUUUCAAGCCCAGAAGGAGUUGCUCAGCUACAGUGGCCUUGGGGUCAGUGUGCUUGAAAUGAGCCACCGAUCACCAGAAUUUGGCAAAAUCAUCAACAAAUCAGAGUGUCUCCUACGAGAGCUGUUAAACAUACCAGACAAGUACAAGGUGAUGUUCCUGCAGGGUGGUGCGUCCGGACAGUUCAGCGGCAUCCCUCUCAAUCUGAUUGGCCUGAAGGAGGACAAGUGUGCCGACUACAUCGUGACUGGGACGUGGUCAGCGAAAGCUGCAAAGGAAGCAGAGAAAUAUGGCAAAAUCAACGUAGUUCACCCCAAGCUGGAUAGUUACACGAAAAUCCCUGACUCCAGUAGCUGGACUUUAAACCCCGCUGCGUCCUACGUGCACUACUGCUGCAACGAGACCGUGCACGGUGUGGAGUACAACUUCAUACCAGAGACAAACGGGGUGCUCCUUGUCAGUGACAUGUCCUCAAAUUUCCUGUCACGGCCUGUAGAUGUUUCAAAGUUUGGGCUCAUUUAUGCUGGUGCUCAGAAGAAUAUUGGAUGUGCCGGGGUCACCGUGGUCAUCGUGCGUGAGGACUUGCUAGGCCACGCACAGAAAGAGUGUCCCAUCAUUUUGGACUACAAGAUACAGGCGGAGAUGAACUCAAUGUACAACACGCCACCUUGCUUCAGUAUCUACAUCAUGUGUCUGGUUCUGGAGUGGACCAAAAACAAUGGCGGUGUUGCUGCUAUGGACACUGUGAACAGACAGAAGUCUGGCAUCAUUUAUGACAUCAUCAACUCUUCCAAUGGCUUUUAUGUGUGUCCAGUAGAGGAGACCUGUCGCAGCCGCAUGAAUAUACCAUUCCGUGUUGGGAAGAAAGAGGGAGAUGAGAGCUUGGAAAAGGAGUUUGUGAAUGGAGCAUCCAAACGUGGCAUGAUCUCACUGAAGGGACACAGGUCAGUCGGGGGAAUUCGUGCCUCUUUGUACAAUGCUGUAACAAUGGAGGACACCGAAGCACUGGCCCAAUACAUGAAGGAAUUCCUAAAACAGCAUCAGUGAGCUGGGCUGUGAUCACUGCAAUACAGUUAAAGUCUCUGUUUGAAUUGUAGUAAUGGACUAAUACUGGAUGAAGAGUAACGUGAAUUGCACAUGAAUUGCUUUGUUGCUGAAUCGGAUGUAACAGGCACAUUUGGUAGAUUAAAAUGACUGUAAGUGUUUUAAUGUAAAUACUACGUCAUGUUUAAAUUCAAGAAUACAGUUAAGUUUAUUGUUAA